AUGAGCCAGAUGUAUGACGACCAGUAUUAUGCGGCUUCGCGACGUCGCUCCGUUGCCACGCCUCCUCCAUCCCAUGAACCCCGUCACAGUCGAACUCGUAGCCAUAGUGUGCGAGUCAGCAACGGUACAGCCAGCACAAACACCAGUUUCUCCAGUGGUCGGAUGUCGGAAGCCACCAAUAUCACCCAGCCGCCUUCCUACUCAAAAAAAUUUGUCGUGGUUGGAGAUGGCGGCUGCGGUAAAACUUGCCUGUUGAUUAGCUAUUCCCAAGGCUAUUUCCCCGAGAAAUAUGUCCCCACAGUGUUCGAAAAUUACAUUACUCAAACUGUUCACCGGGCUUCCGGGAAGACGGUCGAGUUAGCCCUCUGGGAUACAGCUGGACAGGAAGAAUAUGAUCGUUUGCGCCCUCUGUCCUACCCAGAGACAGAUCUGUUGUUUGUCUGUUUUGCAAUUGAUUGCCCUGCUUCGUUGGAGAAUGUUGUUGAUAAGUGGUACCCCGAGGUCCUGCACUUUUGCCCCACAACCCCCAUUAUCCUGGUCGGUCUCAAGUCUGAUCUCCGCAAUAAGCGCACAUGCAUUGAGCUCCUCAAGACACAAGGCUUAACACCCAUCACCCCGGAGCAAGGUGAAGCUGUGGCCCACCGGAUGGGAGCUAGCUACGUGGAGUGCAGUAGUAAGGAGAUGCGAGGUGUGGACGACGUCUUCGCCCAAGCAGUCGACACUGUUGUUGAGACUGAAACUGAAAGCUGGAAGCCCACCAAGCAAUCAUCGUCCUCGUCAAAUAACCGCAACAGUGUCAAGCCAUCUGGUGGUGGGGGCGGCCCAGGCAAGAAGAUCAAGAAGCGGUCCUGCAAGAUUCUUUAA
Messenger RNA from Penicillium verhagenii, 864 nucleotides. Its product is annotated as Rho GTPase Rho4. NCBI's taxonomy places the organism in Eukaryota, Fungi, Ascomycota, Eurotiomycetes, Eurotiales, Aspergillaceae. Gene Ontology annotation, molecular function: GTP binding; GTPase activity. Gene Ontology annotation, biological process: small GTPase-mediated signal transduction. Bases 1 to 864 code for a protein of 287 amino acids. The transcript has 3 exons. The record is from RefSeq and is a predicted model, not a curated record.